This is a messenger RNA of Ceratitis capitata (Mediterranean fruit fly), 1288 nucleotides long. Its product is annotated as nuclear speckle splicing regulatory protein 1. The transcript is spliced from 2 exons. The record is from RefSeq and is a predicted model, not a curated record. Gene Ontology annotation, biological process: regulation of alternative mRNA splicing, via spliceosome. Lineage: Eukaryota; Metazoa; Arthropoda; Insecta; Diptera; Tephritidae. The coding region runs from base 65 to 1201 and encodes 378 amino acids.
CUACACAUCGACAAAACAAAAUCAAUCAGUCAAAUUCGAAGGAAAACAGCAAGUGCUUUAUAAAAUGUCCAAACAAUAUGGUCUUAUCAUUCCCGGAAAACAAAAGAAACCAGAUGUUGUGCCAGCAACAGCGCGACCAGUUGCGAAACCAUCUAUUUUUGAUGAAAGUUCCUCAGAUGAUGAUAACAGACCGCAGUUUAAACCACGAAAUAGUAUCGUACAAGGACCAAGUUUAAUGGAACGCCGAAUCGCGCGUAAUAUGCAAGAGAAGGCAUUGAAAGAAGAUCCCACAAUUUUUCAGUAUGAUGAACUUUACGAUGAAAUGGAGAAUAAGCGUGAUCAGGAGGAAGAGGUUAAAAGUAAGGAACCGAAGAAACCCAAAUAUAUUGGGCGCUUAAUGGAGUUUGCUGAACGACGUAAAUUGGAAAAUGAACUUCGAGUGGAAAGACAAGUACAGAAGGAAAGAGAACAGGAGGGUGAAGAAUUCAAAGACAAAGAAAGUUUCGUUACGUCUGCUUAUCGGAAAAAAUUGGAGGAAAUACGUAAGCUGGAAGAACAAGAAAAGCGUGAUGAGUAUCUAGAAGCUAUUGGUGAUGUAACCAAACAAAAAGAUUUAGAUGGCUUUUAUAGACAUUUGUUUGAACAAAAAACUGGUUCUACAAAAGCGGUGAAAAAGCCAGAACUACCCGUUGUUACCUCCGCAGGUGAUGAUGGUGAUGUAUCAUACAAGCCAAUAAAAUCUGGCAAACUAUCUCAACAACGUACUUACCGUAAACGCCGAGCAUCUGAUGAUGUCGAAGAGGCAGGAACAACUGCAGAAGCUGAUAGCAAAAAGGUUCAUUUGCCAAAUAAUAUCGAUGCAGAUUCUGACUUUAGUAUAGAUUCAUCUACUGAUGAUGAAGGCGAUGCCAAAGAGAGUUCUUCACACAAAAACCAAACGACACUACCGGAUGUCUGCCCGCAGAAUAUCGCUCUUAAUUUAGAUGCAUUGAAAAAGGAAACAACCGAGGAAAAACUUGAAAAACCCGCAAAAGAAGAAAAAAGCGAGGCGAUCGCAGAGACUGAUGCCAGUGAGACUAAUAAUGUUCCUCCCAAAGUUAAAAGAGAUAAGAGAGAAGUAUGGGAAAAGCGUACGGUGGGUGGGCUUUUUGACGCUGCUGUUAAACGUUACUAUGAACGAAAGGCGGCAAGGAGUGCGUAAAUUGAUAAUAUAAGUAUUUAUGUAUGUAGAAUUUAAAGUGAACUAAUCUCUAAGUAAGCAAUAAAUUUUAAAAAAUUCCAUAAAAAA